Cryptotermes secundus is the source of this 5572-nucleotide messenger RNA. RefSeq names its product protein mahjong (gene mahj). Gene Ontology annotation, molecular function: protein binding. NCBI's taxonomy places the organism in Eukaryota, Metazoa, Arthropoda, Insecta, Blattodea, Kalotermitidae. The coding region runs from base 205 to 4902 and encodes 1565 amino acids. Gene Ontology annotation, cellular component: Cul4-RING E3 ubiquitin ligase complex; nucleus. Gene Ontology annotation, biological process: protein ubiquitination. The record is from RefSeq and is a predicted model, not a curated record. The transcript has 28 exons.
UCAUGGCCGUAGCUCGUAUCGGUGUGUAUGAAAUGGAAGAGAGUGGUUGUGUGUGUAUGUGAUAACGUCUGUUACAGAAAAUGUAAUGUCUCGAUUAAACAUAGCUCCACAGUACAAGGUUCAGCAGUAACAACAGAAGUCAAUUUUUUUUACUGAUAUAUUUGAGACGCUGACUUGAGCAAGAAAGCUGAAUACAGCCUCAAGAUGGAGCCAUUGUUAGUAGUUACAGAUGUGAUGACAGUACUUCGACACUGGGAUGAGGAGCAUCAGGCACAAGCUUAUGAUCCUGUUCCAACACUCACCAGGUUGGCAGAAAUUAUUGAAGCUGAGACAGAGAAUUACAUGAAGAUGGAUCCCGAUCCCUUUGAUGAACGUCAUCCAUCACGUGCUGACCCUGAUUGUGCUCUGGGGCACAUUCUGAAGGUGCUUUUCCGCAAGGAUAGUUUCAUGAAUAAGCUGGUGAAUGAUUAUUUACGUGAUAACUAUUGGAGCCGAAUAGGAAAUCCAAAUAAAGAUUCUCGAAAAUUAAAUAUAGCAGCUUGUCGACUUAUGCUGGACAUUAUGCCGGGAUUGGAAACAUCUGCUGUCUUCCAGGUUCCAGAGAUGGAGAGUACAAUACUGCGUCUCUUCAGCUGGGCAGAGAAGUCAAUCCAACCACUGCAGAGCUAUGCUACAGGACUCUUGGCUGCUGCAAUGGAGGUUCAAGAUAUAGCCGCUAAUUUUAGAGAGCAGAAUUCACAUCUGGUACCCCUCAUGCUGCAAGAGCUACAUAAGUUGCAAGUAAAAGCAGCGGAGGAUCGACACCAAGCUGCUCUGGCAGCCCGUCCAUUUGCCCACCUUGGCCACAACAAUAGAGAGAUUGUUGACAUGGAAGGCAAAAAUGGCAUCACUGUUACCAACCGGACCAAGAAGAGAGUUUCCAGUCAUCCGAAAGAAAAUGGUGGAUUUUUAGACCGUUCUCCACCACUGCUUAGUCCACCAAUGCCAGAGAGUGGAACAGACAGUGUAGAAUCACGCUUGAAUGGUUCCAGCCCACCCACAGGUGGCAAGAGAUCAUACAGAGAAAGUGAUGAAGUUACUACAGAUGCCAAAAGUUGGAGAAAACAGGAAAUUCCAAGUGACAGUUCUGUCAUGUCACCACCUCCUCCUGCUCCCAUGUCAUUAACUUUUACGAGACUCAGUCCUGCAGCGGGAGGAAUUCUGAACAGCACCCCAACACCCAUGGUGGGAUCAGGAGGUGGCAUUGUAGCUCUCAGUGAGUGCAGUAAUUCUUCAUGGGCAGAAAUGGAGAGUUAUGUUAUAGGGAAUAUCCAGAUAUAUCCUCCAACACUGGCAACAAGGCAGGUACUAAUUCUGAGGUACCUCACUCCAAUGGGGGAAUACCAGGAGUUUUUGGGCCAUGUGUUUGAACACAAUGCCCUUGAGUUGAUACUCAAAUACACAGAUCUGAGGGAAUCAAAAGAUUCACGCCUUGCCUUUGAAGCACUGAAGUAUUUAGCAGCUCUGCUCUGCCACAAGAAAUUCUCAAUAGAAUUCAUUAAUAUGAAAGGAUUACAAACACUGUUGAAAGUUCCUAGGCCAAGUGUAGCUGCCACUGGUGUGUCUAUCUGUCUCUACUACCUUGCUUAUUGUGAAGAUGCAAUGGAACGAGUAUGCCAACUCUCGCACCACAUCAUAACUGAUUUAGUUAAGUAUUCACUUUGGCUGCUGGAGUGUUCCCAUGAUUCUGGACGGUGUCAUGCAACAAUGUUCUUUGGACUUUCCUUCCAGUUUCGAGCAAUCUUAGUUGAAUUUGAUGCCCAAGAUGGUCUUAGGAAACUUUAUAAUGUAGUUAGCACUUUACCUAUCCUGUCAGUGGAGGAUGAAGCAGCAUUAAAUGAUGAUGAAGAAUGUGCUGCUCGUCAGAUUGUACGUCAUGUAUGCGUCGCACUGAAGCGGUACCUAGAGGCACAUCUCUGUAUCAAAGCUGAGAACUUAAGACGCACACAGUUACGGGAGACAGGUGGCCAAUUGGAACCAGUGCUUCCUCCGGCUAAGAUCAAAUCAAGCCCAGAAGAGGUUCAGGAGCAGGUUCGACAACUACUGGAUCUGAUGCCAUUCCAGUCCCACUGGGAGCCUGUGGAUCAGCUCAUAAGGCUUGGUGGCAUCACUUUAUUAUUGCAGAUAAUAGCAUUUGCCUAUGAAUGGAAUUAUGCUGGUCGGGCAGAAACAGUACGCAGUGCACUGGACGUGUUGGCUGUGUGCAGCUUGAUGCCACGUGUGCAGUUGCUACUGUGUGAUCGAGUGGAUCUACCUGAUGAAGCCAUGACAGUAGGAAUGAACAUAAUCCUGGGAGCGGCAGAGGGUGAGAUCGUGACUGAUGCUGAUGUGCAGAGAGCUGCACUGGCUGUUAUCAUCAACUGUGUGUGUGCACCGAUCCAUAGGGUAGGGGGCAGUGUAGGUCGCUUCUCAGUUGCUGGUUCAGCAAAGAAGAAGACUAACAAUUUCCGCAGCAGCGAGGAACUCAUUGGCAUGAUGUGGGAGAGCGUUAGAUCCAAUAAUGGCAUUAUGGUGUUGCUUCAGUUAAUGAUGGUCAAGACUCCAAUAACAGAUGCAGAUUCUAUCAGGGCAUUGGCAUGCCGAGCCCUGGCUGGGCUGGCCCGCAGUGAGACAGUACGACAGAUUAUUAGCAAACUGCCACUCUUUACAAAUGGGCAGUUGCAAAUGUUGAUGAGAGAUCCCAUCCUACAGGAUAAACGUAUGGAGCAUGUCAGGUUUCAGAAGAGUGCUCUUGAAUUGAUGGAACGUGUAUCUGGAAAGACAAAGCCAUCUGGUAAUGAGCUGGAAAUAUCAUUGGCAAAUAUGCAUCGAGCAAAUGUUGUUGCACAGACUCGUAUCCAGUUCAAUGACAGACAACUACUCCAGCUCAUCAACCAGCAUUUGGUAUCGCGUGGAAUGUUAGAGACAGCUUCUGCACUGAACAGAGAAGCAGGUCUUCCUGGUGCACCAAUUAAACAGGGAUCUAGUUCAAAUUUUCCACCGUUCAGUUACCGAUCCAAUCUAACACCACCACCACCUCCUAGGCCAAGAAUAUCAAGCUUUUCACCUGGUGCAUCUGUCAUCCACCACCAUCACCAUAGAUCUGUGCCUACAAGUCAAAAUUCAUCGGUGGCAACUACAGCAUCUCAGUUACCAGUAGCUGCAGCAUCUGUUUCAAGAUAUAAUGUAAACUUAACUUCAAGCCAACCACAGCAGUCAGCCAUUGGAGUACCACCAAUCAGAUUCAAUCUUACUAAUUCACGGAAAGUGCAGGGAUCUGCCACUGGUGGUAACUGUAGCAGUCGCUCCUUACAGAAGCAGAUCUCGUGUGAGCAGGGAAGUGUAAUUAAUUCAUCUCCUCUUCUGAAGAAUACAUCGACAGUCACAACAGGAUGCAUUCCAGGGAUAGGCGAGUCCCAUAUCACUCUUGACUCCAUUAUCACCGAGUAUCUCACAAACCAGCAUGCACUGUGCAAGAAUCCCAUGGUACCUUGUCCACAGUUCAAUCUGUUUGAGCCUCACAAGUGCCCCGACCCUAAGGCAAAGAACUCCGCACCCACCAACUUUGCAAUGAGAGUUGCUCGUCGGUCUCUGGCAUUGGCAGGCCAUGAUGCAUCCCGUCUGGAUAGGAAGCUGGUUUAUUCCCGCUUCUGCCCUGUGAGGACAUUUCGGUCAGAAGAUGAUGGGUUCUUCACCUGUUGUGAAUUCCUGCCUUGUGACCAGUUCCUCAUGAUGGGGACAUACCAAGGGGAGGUUAAAAUGUUCAACUUACAUACUGGUUCAGAGGAAGCCACAUACCAAUGCCAUGAGUCCUAUGUGUACCAUUUGCAAGCCAGCAGAGAUCGCUCCCUGCUUCUCACAUCUUCCACUUGGCGAAGACCACUUUCUGCGCUAUGGAGCAUCAACAAAUUUUUUGAAAUGAAGUUUGCAUUAGAAGAGGAGGAAUAUGUGGAGUUCAGUAAGCUCACUCAGGACCACAUCAUUGGGACCAAAGGAGAAAUAGCUACGAUCUAUGAUGUAGCCACAGGAAAGAAGAUACUGACUUUGACUCCCCAGAUUUCAAAUCAGUACACCAAGAACAGGGCUACAUACAGUCCUACAGAUGAGUUCGUACUUUCUGAUGGAGUUCUCUGGGAUGUCAGCUCAGGCAAAGAAAUCCAUAAGUUGGACAAAUUGAACCAAACAUUAAGUGGGGUCUUUCAUCCUAAUGGCCUGGAGGUUGUGUCAAAUACUGAAGUGUGGGACCUACGCACAUUUCACCUGUUACGAACUGUGCCUGCACUAGACCAAUGCCAGGUACUGUUCUCUCGUGCACGAGCCGUCAUGUAUACAGUGUCACUGGAGCAAGAGACUGAAGAAGACACAGCCUUUGAGUCAUCGUUCAAGACAUUAGAUGCUUAUGACUAUUCUAGUAUAGCCACCAUUGAUGUGAGGAAAAAUGUCUAUGACCUAAGCUGCAACAAAUUUGACACCCAGAUUGCUGUUGUAGAGAAUCAAGGAAUGUUUGAUAGUGUCCAGGAGUCAUCUGUUCGACUUUAUGACGUGGGAAGAAGAAGGGAUGAUGAAGACGAAGGGGAAGAAGAUGAAGAGGAUGAAGAUAUGGAUGGAAGUGAAGAUGGUAGUGGCUCUCCUACUGCUUCAGAAGAUGAACAACAGGAAGACAACAAUGCAGGUGAUGGUGAUGGUGAUGGUGCUGGUGCUGGUGAUCAUAACGCCAAUGCAGAUGAAAAUAAUCGGGACAGUAAUGCUGCAGACAGUAAUAAUGAAGAUGAUGGGGAUGAUGUAGUCAUGUCUGAUUCAGAUGAUGACAAUGAUGACCCAGCUGCUAUUUUGCUGUCGGACAGUACGGAUACAGAUGACAUGGAAGACAUAUUGUUUGCUUGAACUGUGUUAUUUGUGAAAAAGCUUUUCAUCUCGCUACAAGGGAUCAGUGACUAUCAGAAAUGCCACACAAGUCAAUAUUCCUGCCUGUGAAAAAUUAUUAUUAUCUCCUUUGGAGCAAUAUGUUGCAGAAUUGUUUCAAAUGUGGUUGUAAAAAUCUGUCUGUGAUCUGGGUAAAACUUCAUAGAUUCUUGCUAUUAUAACUGUCAUUUUUAUUUCUUUUUACCUUCAUUAUUUGUUUUGUGUCAGUAUGUAUAAGAAACUUUCAACAAGUAACAGCUCAACAGUAAUAUGUUCCCCCCCCCCCAGUCAGUGGAAUCAGAGUAUCUCUCAUUCUGCCAGUUUCACUGUAUAAUAAUUUUGCACUAUGUUGAAAACCUUUGAAGACAAGCUUUAGUGCUUUAGGAGCCCUGACAUCCUAACAUCAUAUUAGAAGUGAACCCAUAAAAAUUGUUGUACAUAGUACAGUUAGGGAUAUCAAUUAAAAAAAAAUGGAUUUUGUAUCAUAAUACUUGCUAACCUUUGGUAUGAGCAUGAGCAUACAAGAUGGCUGUGCAAUGAAUGAUUCAUUUUACUUACAUUUAGGUUGCCAGUGUGUAAAUCUGUUUGUCUCCCAUAUGUAUCCUGUAUAAGCUGUAAUCAUUUUAAGGUAAUAUUUUGUUAUGUUUCCAUA